AUGUCAAGACCAACAUCAUCACGCUCCUCACCAGCAGAGACUGCGGUUGACCUUCUCCUGCCAGACCCACCUCGAGGCACGGUUUCAGCGGUCGUCUUCUCUCCAACGCCUGCUGCACCUCACAUCAACGUCCUUGCCUCCAGCUGGGAUCAUUGUGUGCAUCACUAUUGUUUCAACUCAUCCGUUUCCGACUCGGCCUCGACUUCUGCCUCUGACCAGGGCCUCGUCACCAAAGUCCAGACGUUUGCACACCAAGCACCAGUCCUAGAUGUUUGCUUCAUCACAGACACACUUGCUGCUUCCGCUAGUGUCGAUCGACGUGUCAGACUUCUCGAUCUGCAGACUGGAAAGACGCUGAUCCUGGGCAAGCACCAAGAUUCGCUACUGAAGCUGCGAUGGUGUCCCCAAACUCAACUGCUUGUUUCUGGCUCAGCGGAUCGAAAGUUGAGCUUUUGGAACGUCAGUCUCGAAGACCCCACCAAAGCCGGCCUUUUGAAGACCUUAGACAUGCCAGACAAAGUCAUCGCACUAGACAUCUCCCCUCCAUUCCCGCUCGCCAACGGCGGCUCAACACCAAUCUACUCCGCCUCCGCUCCCGGCAAGCCACAUCCCCGCGAUCCCACUCCACGCCUCGUAGUCGGAAUGACCGGUCGACAUGUCUUUGUAUACGACCUACUCCCACUCCAUUUAGCCAUCGAUCGUGAACAAGCAGGCGAACGAGUAGCAGAACGAGAUUGGCAACCAGAUCAAAAACGAGAAUCUUCGCUUAAAUUCAUGGCUCGCGACCUCAGAUGUGUGCCUUCAGGCGACGGAUAUGCUACAUCGAGUAUAGAGGGGAGGAUAGCCGUGGAGUUUUUCGAUCCGAAUCCAAAAGUUCAGGCGAUGAAGUAUGCGUUUAAAUGUCAUCGUGAGACGGUGAGUGAAGGUGCGGAUCCGCCGGUAGUGGGAGUGGUGGAAGAAGAGGAAGAAAUGGAAACGCCUUAUGACGUUGUUUAUCCGGUUCAUGGGAUUGCUUUUCACCCCAAACACGGAACAUUCGCAAGUCUGGGUGGCGACGCAGUGAUAAGCGUUUGGGAUGCAGCUGCAAAGAAACGCAUUCGACAGUAUCCUAAGCUCACCUCUCCCAUCACAGCCGGGACAUUUGAUCCUUCAGGAACAAUGCUGCUUGUUGCGACCGGGAGUGAUUUGAUCGAUGCGAAGGAGGGAGAUGACAGCGUAUCGCUGGUGCUCAAACGUAAUGUUUGGGAGGAGUGCAAGCCUAAGAUCAAGUCUUCGUCCAGCUCAUCAUCGAAAGCGAAAAAGUAG
This is a messenger RNA of Ustilago hordei, 1305 nucleotides long. RefSeq lists its product as uncharacterized. Gene Ontology annotation, biological process: mitotic spindle assembly checkpoint signaling. Gene Ontology annotation, molecular function: ubiquitin binding. The record is from RefSeq and is a predicted model, not a curated record. The transcript is spliced from 2 exons. Bases 1 to 1305 code for a protein of 434 amino acids. Gene Ontology annotation, cellular component: mitotic checkpoint complex; bub1-bub3 complex; kinetochore. NCBI's taxonomy places the organism in Eukaryota, Fungi, Basidiomycota, Ustilaginomycetes, Ustilaginales, Ustilaginaceae.